Messenger RNA from Oryza sativa Japonica Group (Japanese rice), 1572 nucleotides. RefSeq lists its product as uncharacterized. Lineage: Eukaryota; Viridiplantae; Streptophyta; Magnoliopsida; Poales; Poaceae. The record is from RefSeq and is a predicted model, not a curated record.
CUGUUAGUAAAAAAUCUAAAAAAAAAAGAGAAAAUCUUCAUAAUCUUCCCUAAUUAGCCGUCAUUAGCGUUAAAUGUUAUAGUUAAGCAGGAAACGCGGGUGGUGGUUCCAUGCAUGCAUAGCUAGCCCAUCCAGGAUUCCCGGUCCGAUUCUAACUUUAUGCCAACGAGGACGCGUUGCCAUAUAAGAUCAUCCAAUGCAUCUAGUGAAUCGAUCCCGAUCGAUCAGAAUUAAUCUUAUCUCCCGUCCUCCUCGUCGCCGCUACUCGCCAUCGACGAUCCCAUGGAAUCAGGAUCGAUGGAUAUCACAGCCAUCGACGAUCCCAAGGAGUUUGACAUGCUGCUGGGACGAUGGCACCCGAUCGAAGGAAGUAGCGGCUACGACGGGUCACCGUUUUGUGAAAAGAGGAUCCAGAUCGUGACGGGGAAGACGACGACACCGCCGCCGCCGCCGGCCACACCGUUGUGUGCGGCGGCUAGGGGCAGGUUUGCUGCCUGCCCCGCCGUCAGGCACCGUACGCCCAAGGAGAACGCGCGCCUCCGGUACGUCGACUCCGGCAGGCAGCGCCGUGCCGCCGAAGGGUGCACGCCGCUGGGGCGCUCCCGCGACGUGCGGCGCCACCGGCGCGUCUACCGAAUCACCGUCUUCGCCGCCGUCGACCACGACUCCUUCGCCGCCCGCGGCGCCGAAGGGACCAUGCUCCUCCACCGCCACGUCCAACGCUCGGUCGUCGAUGGCCGCGCCUCGCGCAUCUCGGUCGGUUGCCGGAUCAAGCACCACCGCCUGAGCGGCUUGGUCCCCGCCGCCGAGACGGGCGCCACUUGCCCGCCGCCGGCCGCUGACUCGGCGGCCAUGGAGGGCGGCGUCGCGGAGUCAGAGUCGCCGCCGCCGCCGCAGCACCCUCUCGCCGACGCUCUCGCGUCGAGCUUGGAUUCUUGCACGCUGGCCUCAGACACGGCGGAUCCCGGGGACGGCGACCUCGCGCUAGAUUUACCGUUCAUGUCAGUUUGACAGAGGAGACAGCAGCCUCGCGCUAGAUCGAGUUAGUGAUCUACUUAGGUUGCAUGCAUAUUUGAUUUCAAUUUAGGUUACCAAAUUAGCACGCAUGUUUGAUCACGUCUCAAUUUGAAUAAAGCUCUAUGCUCACCCUACAGAUCAAUGCAGCAUUUUACUAUCAUUUACAAAGGUAAACUUUAUAAUCGUCACAAUAUUUUCUUAACAGCCAUCCAUCUAUAUACACAUACAUACACGACAGAAGAACAAUCCCACGGCAGAUUGUGAUUCGUAAAUAAUAUUACAGCGGUGCAAAUUCCAUCAGUAGUAUAAUUAAUCAUGUUACCUAGAGAUCCAGCCUGACAGCCGCAACACAAAACAUCACAACAGAAGCAGGUGCGUUCGUCGUCGUGCGGUAGGCCCAUGUAUUUGUAUUUGAUUAAUGCACAGAUGGUAGAGAGUGAUUCAGACAUCUCAACCAGAAGCAACUGAAGAUGCAUGAACUGUACAGGAGAAAAUGGAGCAUUACCAUCCAUGAGCUUCUCGCAUGUUUGCAUCCUAUUUUUUCCUUUUUUAUUU